AUGCAUUUCGUGUCCUAUAGCGAGACCAGAGGUCAUACGAAGCAGGAAAGCGCGAAAGUCGAAUUUUCGCCCUUCGGCCGAAGCUAUCCCCUCGACGCGCUCGUGGAUUUCUUGAUCCUGCUCAUUCUCCCUCACGUCCACAUUCGUGUACCGUUUGUUGCAUUGCGCACACGUACAGCAGUAUUAGCUACCUGCACAAUGGAAGUACUGGAAUCGGAGUAUGGGGGCGAGAUAUACCGCCCGUCGAGGGAUGGCGAGCGUCCCACUUGGAAGGAGUGGAGCCAGGAGAGGGAUGAGUCGCUGCCGCUGCCGAUGCAGAUUAGGCAGUCGAUGGCCAACGGCGAUCUCCUGGAGAAGCUCAGGCGGGGCGAGCAUCCUAAGGAUCCCAAGCGUACGGCGAGCGUGCAGGUGCACCGCGACCACAAUCGCCACCACGCCCUCAUUGCGCACAACGCCGCCGUAGCGGCGGAUACGCCCGAGAGACGGGCCUACUGCCGCAAGCGCGCGAGGGGUAGAUUUGUGCGCAGCUGCCUGUACAACGCACUGCUGGCGCCAGUGCUGAGGCUGCCGAUGGAGCUGCUGGGCGAGAUCUUCGAGCAUGCCAUCGGCGCCGAAGAGGAGGACGGCGACGGCGAUGCGCUGAUGUGGGCGCGCGCCGCGAUCGCCAGUGUCUGCAGCCGUUGGCGCGACACGGCGAUGGCCAUGAGCGCGUUGUGGGCGACGACCGUGUUCACGAGGGCCUUCCGCAAGCCCGAAUGCCGCGGGGGCAUCAUUGCGUCCCACGCCAGGCUUGCCCGUCACCGUCCCGUGUACAUCGAGGUCCAGCGCUCUAGCCGGGAGUAUGAGACCUUCAAGCAGUGGUUGGAGCUGAAGGAGCCGAUCGAAGAGAGCGCGGACCAUGUGUACAUGGACCUCACGGAGGCGCGAUGCUUCGAAGGCAUCGACUUGCGGCUCCGGAAAGCAACAUGGCUCGAGCUUCACGGCGUCGGCUGGCGUCCACAACUCCUGCCGCACGUGAUCGAUGGUCCCGAGCUGAAGGUCCUCGGGUUGACCUAUCUGGGCGGCAUAGAGCACUUCGUGGCUCCCUGGCACCAGCUCACGGUCCUGAAUGUCAAGGAGCAAGUCGUGGAUGCUGCGUGCGCAGUGCCGGUCCUGGCGCUCUGCCAGCAGCUGGUCGCUUUGACCAUGCACUUCAAGGACUACGACGUCGUUCCACUACCCCUAGAAGUAGUGAGCCUGCCACAACUGCGCGAGAUAGACUUCGGCGAAAGCGCUGGCAUCCUCCUCGCCUGCCUCAACGCCCCGAAUUUGCAAGAGCUGCGCUUGACCCUGAGCGAUCCCGAAGUCGUGACUGCCGCGAAGGACUUCGUCGUGACGCGCGAGCACGGGCGGGGGCUCCGGGAGUUCUACGCCGAGCGUUGCGAGCAGCUCAGCGCACGGUGCUUCCACAGGCUGCUGGAAGCGAUGCCGGGCCUUCUCUGCAUCGACAUCGAGGGCUUCGCGGCCUCCAAGCACCGGCGGCGCAACCGCCGCGUCGUGCGCGCGAGCCUGCUGAGGGAGCUUGUGUGGGGGGAGGGGCGGCACUUGCUGCCGCGGCUGCAGAGCGUCGGGCUGAAGAGCGUCGGAUUGGAGAACCUAGCGUUGCGGUGGGGCGAGGAGGCGGAGGAAGCGCUUAGAGCGAUCAUUGACAGCCGGUGCGGCGCUCUGGGCGAGGAAGGGCCCGCCGUGCUGGAGGAUGUGUUCGUCCAGACCCCUCUGACGCUCUGCUCCACGUUGAUGCUUGAGGAGGGCGAAUCGUACGUCCUGCAGAGGGGUGUAGGAGUGACUUGCUGGGAGCCUGGCCUUUAG
Molecule: messenger RNA, 1848 nt
Organism: Schizophyllum commune H4-8
Lineage: Eukaryota; Fungi; Basidiomycota; Agaricomycetes; Agaricales; Schizophyllaceae
Exons: 3
Coding region: 1-1848 (615 amino acids)
Source: RefSeq, a predicted model, not a curated record